CUGAUACCUACAAGUGAUCUCUGGCCUAUGUCGUGGAAUCGCUACUUGUCUCCUCUACCUCGCGAUUCUCCGUAGUUUGAGGCCUCCGCGGUACUCAAGCGGUCUCCGAAUCAAUUAUCUCAACAAUACGCCUCGGCCUCCGUGCAUUCCGUAUUGCGAUCCCAGCGCGACCGACUGAGGCCUUUGCACGCGUCAAGAGCUGCAUACAGCCUUGUCGCAGAUCUCUUCUUCUGUACUUUGCCCCGCAUCGACCUCGGUGUCUGGCACUCCAGGCACGUACAUCAGCAUUACCCGCGCAUCUACAUAAGCUCCACCUUCGCGAAUCAUGUCGACUGAAACACAUCCUUUCGCCUCGCCAAACGCCAUACCGCCCCGAACGAGCUCUUCAGGGCAGGUCGCGAACGGCCAACCUAUAUAUCCACGUCACAGCGUACUGCGCCCGCUCUCCGAGAUCGACUGGAUGAGCCAAAGCAAAAAGAGCAAGACGUCACACGCCUCUACAGGGCCUCUCAACGGCACACAACCACAUUCGAAUUCGCACACACAAUCGCACUCGGAACCCAUGAAUCUCGAAGAAGUCAGCACGAAUUAUCCAACCCCGCUCUCCCCGCCGAGCGACACAAAGAAUCUAGGCGAAGACCUCAUAUACGGCAACGGCGCGGCAUGGACAGAAGAGAAGGAGCGCAUUCUGCUAGGGCCAUACGACUACCUCUGGGGACAUCCAGGAAAAGAUAUCCGGUCGCAAUGUAUAGCAGCGUUUAACCUGUGGCUGCAGGUACCACCUGAGCGGCUCGAGAUCAUAACGAGAGUGGUGGGCAUGCUGCACACAGCGUCAUUGCUGGUCGAUGAUGUGGAAGACAACUCGAUGUUACGGAGAGGCAUCCCUGUUGCAAACAGCAUAUUCGGUGUUGCGCAGACGAUCAAUUCGGCGAAUUACGUGUACUUCAAGGCGCUGCAGGACUUGAUGCACAUGGGUAAUCCCAAGCUCAUCGAGAUCUUCACAGAGGAGCUCUUGAACCUGCACAGAGGGCAGGGCAUGGAUCUAUACUGGAGAGACAGCUUGACAUGUCCCAGCGAGGCAGAUUAUCUCGAGAUGGUAGGCAACAAGACUGGUGGACUCUUCAGACUAGCUAUCAAGCUCAUGCAGGCCGAGAGCGCGAUACAGGUCGACUGCGCACCCCUUGUCUCCACAAUCGGCCUCCUCUUCCAAAUUCUCGACGACCACCUCAACCUCUCCCCAACUUCUGGCUACUCGUCCCUCAAAGGGCUGUGCGAAGACCUCACAGAAGGCAAAUUUUCGUUUCCCGUCAUCCACGCGAUACGUGCCGACCCGAGCAACCAGAUCCUGAUCAAUAUUUUGAAGCAGAAAACGACGGAUGAGGAGGUCAAACGCUAUGCGCUAAAGUACAUGGAGAGUAAGGGAAGCUUUGAGUACUCGAAGGGUGUUAUUGAUGAGUUGAGAGGGAAGACGGAGGACCUCGUCAAGAGGAUUGAGCAGGGAUUGGGUGAGGGUGGAAAAGAGGGUGCUGAUGCGUUGAGGAUCAUGUUGGGUCGACUGGUGUUGCGAUGAAAACUUGCGCGAAUAUUGACGACGUGCGGGGGGGACAAUGUUGUAGCAUCUCAGUAUAUGCAUAGCGAAAUUUCUAAUAUUUACGAAGUUAUGUAUC
This is a messenger RNA of Didymella exigua CBS 183.55, 1667 nucleotides long. Its product is annotated as geranylgeranyl pyrophosphate synthetase. Gene Ontology annotation, biological process: isoprenoid biosynthetic process. The coding region runs from base 326 to 1570 and encodes 414 amino acids. The record is from RefSeq and is a predicted model, not a curated record. Lineage: Eukaryota; Fungi; Ascomycota; Dothideomycetes; Pleosporales; Didymellaceae. The transcript is spliced from 2 exons. Gene Ontology annotation, molecular function: prenyltransferase activity.